Erigeron canadensis is the source of this 1171-nucleotide messenger RNA. Its product is annotated as deubiquitinase DESI2-like. Gene Ontology annotation, molecular function: deubiquitinase activity. The transcript has 4 exons. Bases 238 to 996 code for a protein of 252 amino acids. Gene Ontology annotation, biological process: protein deubiquitination. Lineage: Eukaryota; Viridiplantae; Streptophyta; Magnoliopsida; Asterales; Asteraceae. The record is from RefSeq and is a predicted model, not a curated record.
ACCACGUUUGUACUCGUGACAGCUAAUAAGAAAAGGGGAAGAAAAAAAUAAACCCCAAACUCUCGAUUUAAGCUACUACUUGUCGCCAUGAUGAUGAAAUUGCUGGUCAAUUUUAUAUUUUGAUCUCUAGUUUAUACUUUUUUUAAAAAUUUGUUACAUUCCAAUUUCAGUUCAUUUUGUAUAAUAUAUAAUAAGUGAAAGAAAGAGGGUGGGUUAGGUUAGGGUUUGAGAAGGAAGAUGACGGAAGUAGUAGUACAUAUAUAUGAUGUAACAAAUAGUGGUUCCGAUCAAACCAACUCCACCAUCCUUCAGAUCAACCGUAUUUUUAAAGACGGCAUCGGUCUUGGCGGCAUUUUUCAUAGCGCCGUUCAGGUUUAUGGAGAGGAUGAAUGGUCGUUUGGGUUCUGUGAACAAGGGACUGGAGUUUUCUGUUGCCCUGCAAAAAAGAACCCUAUGUACACAUAUCGUGAGUGCAUUGUCCUUGGGAAAACAAGCUUAUCCAAAUCUAAGGUCAACCAGAUCUUACGCGAACUUAGCCGAGAGUGGCCUGGAAACUCUUAUGACUUGCUUUCCAAAAACUGCAAUCACUUUUGCAACGAGUUUUGUGAAAGCCUUGGUGUCCCCAAACUUCCAGGUUGGGUGAACAGGUUUGCUAAUGCCGGUGACACCGCCGUAGAAAUAGCUGAAAGCACGGCUGUCAAGUUCAGACAAGCCAAAACAGAGAUUGUGACAGCUAGCAAAGUGGCAUAUCGAUUUCUUGCUGGCAUCGCUUCAAAUAAUAACGCCCCCGGGUCUCCAAAUUCUCCGGGUAGUGCGAACAGAAACAACCCUAGAUUUCAGCAACCUGCUUGGUUUAAAAAUCUUGUGAACGCCGGAGCAAAACCAUCAACUAGUACUACACUUGAUAAUGGACACGAUGACAUAGUGCAACAUCAGAUACCACAACCGCGAAGGCAAGAGUCUAGUGCAGCAUCUGUGAGGUCAAAUGAGAUGUAAAACGUUCGUUGGUAUUUGUUUUGAACUAGUUUUAUCGACCUCUGUUUUGUGGUUUAUGUAUGGAUUUUUAACUGUUUUCCACCCCAUGUUGAAGCAAACUGACUAUAUUUCGUCAAUCUGUCCUUUACAACUCUAGAAUUCAUUGUUUAUUAAAUGCAUAUAUACUUGAACCGAA